Messenger RNA from Canariomyces notabilis, 1134 nucleotides. RefSeq lists its product as uncharacterized. Gene Ontology annotation, biological process: protein N-linked glycosylation. The coding region runs from base 1 to 1134 and encodes 377 amino acids. NCBI's taxonomy places the organism in Eukaryota, Fungi, Ascomycota, Sordariomycetes, Sordariales, Chaetomiaceae. The transcript is spliced from 3 exons. Gene Ontology annotation, cellular component: Golgi membrane. Gene Ontology annotation, molecular function: glycosyltransferase activity. The record is from RefSeq and is a predicted model, not a curated record.
AUGGCGCUCCGCUUGGGCGCGCGGCGCCUCCUGGUAUUGUUUCUUCCGAUCUUGCUUGUCCUGAUUUUUCUCAUUUCCGCAUUGCAAACUGGCUCCCCCGCCGCGCCCUUCCUGGCCCUCAAAGAUGGCGCGUCUUCGAUCUAUCACAAAACACCGCGACCGCCACUGGAACACGGCUUUAGCAACGUCAUAUCCGUUCUAUACGAACCCAUCAAGCUCCCUGUGACAGCCGAGAGCUACACCGACCAGCGCGGCCACAAAUGGGACAAUGGCGGCCGGCAUUACUGGAAAGAGCGCCUGGGAAACGACGUUCUAAUUGUGGACAUGGACACGAGAAUUCCGAACGAGAAAAAUGACAUAUUCAACGACCAUAAGAUGGACUGGGAGGCGGUGCGAGCGGUGGAUUCAGGCCUGUUGACCGUGGGUCACAUCAACCACUUCGUUUACGCGCAAAUCCACGGCUACGAUUACAAGUACAUCCAUGCCAAAAAGAUGAAAGGAUACCAUGAUGCAUGGAUCAAGCCGCACCUUCUCAAGGGGUUGCUGCCCUCCUACAAGUUUAUUAUUUACCUGGACGCCGAUGCCAUCAUUCAGCACCUUGAGGUGCCCAUGGAGUUCCUGUUCAACAGAUGGGACAUCUCCCCAAAUACGUCGAUCGCGAUGCCCAUCGACACCCGAGAGCUCCCCAAUGACGACGAGCACCACAGCACCGACAGCAAAGGCAAAAUGGUGCUCAACGCCGGCAUCAUCUUCCUGCAAAACCUCCCAUAUUCCCACGACAUGUUGCAGGCGUGGAUCGAUUGCCCAGACGAGAAGAGGUAUCCAGGGUGCGCAAGGUGGAAGAACCGCUGGAGCAACGAGCAGCGCGCGUUUUCCGAAUACAUCCGUUAUGAUUUCAACCCGUCGGGCAACAACAUUGUUGAAAUACCCUGUAACGAAGCACAUGGUUACCCAGGCCUUUUCGGCAAGGGAGACGUCGUCGACGAUUGCCACGGCGAAUUCAUAAGUCACCACACACUGGACAAGGACAAGGGCAAGACGAGCGUGAGUGACGCCAUUAUGCAGAACCUGGGCGAGCUGCUGCAGAAAAAUUUUGCGGAAAACCGCAAAGACAUCCUCAUUGAGGAACAAUGA